AUGGCAAUAACUAAAUUUCUCACCAUUGCUUUCAUUUUGCUUGGAACAGCUCUGUCUAAAAAUCCGUUUAAGCGUGAUAACAAGACUGAACCUAAAAAUAAUACUAUUCCCGAUAACUAAACUAUUCCAGUCAACGAUUCUGCAUCUGGAAACAAUACUAAAAAUUAAAACAAGACUCUUCCAAAGGAACUACUUAAGUUUAACAAAAAUGGCAAGUUUAAGAUCAUUCAAUUUACAGACACUCAUUUCGGUGAAUUAGCAGAGAGGGAUUAAAAUUCCUAAGAGUUGAUGAAGAAAAUUAUGGAUUAUGAAAAGGCAGAUUUAGUUGUAGUCAGUGGAGACAUGGUCUCAGGUUAUGCAUGGGAUGGCUCCAAGGGUUGGUACGAGCAUCAUUAUAGGUAGUUCUUAUAGCCUAUGAUUGACAAGAAUAUGAAAUGGGCUGUGACUGCAGGAAAUCACGAUGAUGAAGUUGAUAUUACAAAAGAAGAAAUGUCAGAACUUGACAGAUCUCAUGAUUUAAGUUACACUCUACCUAAUUCAGGCAAUAUCUCAAAGGUGUUCAACUACUUGCUACCUAUUUAUGAUUAAUCAGGAAAGAACAUCAUGUAUAGACUCUGGUUCUUAGAUUCUGGCAAUCUUCAUUGUUAAAACUUUGAUGGCUACGAUUGCUUUGAAUAAGACUAAAUUGAUUGGUUUAGAUCAGAAAAUAGUAAAAUAAAGGAUGAUGACAUAAGCAAGGGUAGAGCUAUAGCAAUAUUCCACAUUCCAUUAUAUCAGUUUAUGCAUUUACUCAAGCCAGGCAACCAUUUUUAUGGUUAUUAACAAGAACCUGUAUGUUGUCAGGGUUUGGACACUGGUCUUUUUGCUGCUAUUAAAGAACAAAAAUCAGUAGAAUGGAUAACAUGUGGCCAUGAUCAUAACAAUGAUUAUCACGGAACUUAUGAUGAUAUAAAUCUUUCUUAUGGUAGAAAAACUGGCUAUGGUGGAUAUGGACCAAAGAAUAUACAGAGAGGGGCAAGAAUAUUUGAAAUUACACUUGAACCUUACUCCGUUAAAACUUGGAUAAGAGAAGAGAAUGGAAACAUUGUGAAUCAUACUUAACCUCAUAGCUACCCCUCAUUCUGGCCGGCUUAGCAUAAAUGUUGUCUAGCUAAAGUUAUGGGUCAGGUCACUGCCAACUAUGAGGAAAACAAGAAAUAACACCUUCUUUAAGAAUUCUAUGAUUGA
Stylonychia lemnae is the source of this 1227-nucleotide messenger RNA. NCBI's taxonomy places the organism in Eukaryota, Ciliophora, Spirotrichea, Sporadotrichida, Oxytrichidae. The record is from the annotation of a GenBank genome assembly.